This is a messenger RNA of Ornithodoros turicata, 3389 nucleotides long. RefSeq names its product dynamin-like 120 kDa protein, mitochondrial (gene Opa1). Gene Ontology annotation, biological process: mitochondrial fusion. Gene Ontology annotation, cellular component: microtubule; mitochondrial membrane; cytoplasm. Gene Ontology annotation, molecular function: GTPase activity; microtubule binding; GTP binding. The transcript has a single exon. Bases 184 to 3000 code for a protein of 938 amino acids. The record is from RefSeq and is a predicted model, not a curated record. NCBI's taxonomy places the organism in Eukaryota, Metazoa, Arthropoda, Arachnida, Ixodida, Argasidae.
UUGAUCACUAGCGCCCCCGCACCUACACAUUCGAAAGUUUGCUUGCUGCAUAGGCCUUCGCAUAGAACAUGGAACGUAAUGCGGCUUCCUAUGAAUAUUUGUGUGCAUGUGGUAUAAGUUUCCUGUAAUUUAAGUUUCCUAGUCAACUGAGACCAUUUUCAAUGCCACCAAAUUAGAAGCAGCAUGCUGCAAUACAGAGCACUAGAACGAGCCCGCUACGGCAUUGCUGUGGGCUUACUCAGACUGAACACUUCACGGAUACGUGCUAGAAAGUACCACACACUUAACCCAAACUUUCGUCAUCGGAUCCGACUUACAAGUAAAGACACCGGCCUACAUAGCAGUAGAAACAUCGUCCUAGUGGCACGCAUACUGCGCAAUGUGUUGAAGAUACGAUACAUUAUACUCGGAUCAGCCGUUGGCGGCGGCGUUCAGCUGUCGAAAAAGUACGAGGAAUGGAAGGACAACCUACCCGAUAUUCGAGGUUGGGUGAAAGGGAUCAUGCCACCCGCUGGAACAUUAGACAAGUUCAGAGGAGGACUGAUCGACAUGAAGAACAAGAUGGGUCUUCCCGAGAAAGGGCUCUUCCGAAGCGGCUUCGCCAGCAUCGGGGAGUGGUUGCAGAACGUUAGCUUCGACAGAAGUCCCGGACUUACGGGGCCCGGAAUGGAUGACUUCGGCACAGCACUGGCGGCAGCUCCCGUCUUCUCGUCGCAGGAGGAGACCCGGAGGGAACACGAACGCGAGCGAAUGCAGAAACUACAAGACGAACUCAUACAGGUGCAGAUGAAGUACCAGAAGGAGAUCGAACGGUUAGAAAAAGAGAAUAAAGAGUUACGAAGGCAGCUCAUGUUGAGGACGGACAAGGUCGUCAGCCGAAGGAAGAUCAAGAAGUCCCUGAUAGACCUCUACUCCGAAGUGCUGGACGAGCUCAGCGAUUACGACUCCGGCUACAACGUGCAGGAUAACCUGCCCCGAGUCGUCGUCGUGGGAGAUCAGAGUGCGGGAAAGACGAGCGUGCUCGAAAUGGUGGCACAGGCGCGGAUCUUCCCGAGAGGAGCUGGAGAGAUGAUGACGAGGGCACCGGUCAAGGUGACGCUCAGCGAGGGCCCGUACCACAUCGCAAAGUUCAAGGACAGUUCUCGAGAGUUUGACUUGACGAAGGAAACUGAGCUGUCUGAUUUGCGGAGAGAGGUUGAAGUGAGGAUGAAGAACAGUGUCCGCGGCGGAAAGACCGUCAGCAACGAAGUGAUAUCCAUGACCGUUAAAGGCCCAGGGUUGCAGAGAAUGGUUUUGGUUGACCUGCCGGGAAUUAUUAGCACGGCCACGACCGAAAUGGCAGAAGGCACAAAGGACAAGAUACGCGAAAUGACGCAGAUGUACAUGAAUAAUCCAAAUGCAAUUAUUUUAUGCAUCCAGGACGGAUCGGUUGAUGCGGAACGGAGUAUCGUAACCGAUUUGGUCAAUCAGGUCGACCCCAGUGGAAGAAGAACAAUCUUCGUGUUGACCAAGGUGGAUCUUGCGGAACAGAAUAUGGCAAAUCCGACGCGCAUCCGGAAAAUACUGGAUGGAAAGCUUUUUCCCAUGAAAGCUCUCGGCUACUUUGCAGUUGUUACCGGUAGAGGAGGUGGCGCGGAUGAUAGUAUCACGAACAUCAAAGCCUACGAAGAGCACUUUUUCCGCAACUCAAAGCUGUGCCGCGAAGGCAUACUCAACAUGUCGCAGUGUACGACGCAAAGUUUGAGCUUUGCCGUGUCUGACUGUUUCUGGAAGAUGGUCAGAGAGUCUGUAGAGCAGCAAGCAGAUGCGUUCAAAGCUCAGCGCUUCAACUUGGAAACGGAAUGGAAGAACAGCUUCCCGCGGAUGAGGGAGUUGGACAGGGAUGAGUUGUUUGAACGUUCUCGCGGUGAGCUGCUCGACGAAGUCGUUAACCUCAGCCAGCUUAGUCCAAAACACUGGGAAGAAGUUUUGUCAAAGAACCUGUGGGACACAAUGGGAUCGUACGUGGUUGAGAGUAUCUUCCUCCCAGCUGCACAAACAGGAAAUGCCGGAAACUUCAACACUGCUGUCGAUAUUCGGUUGAAACUCUGGGCUGAGAAGCUCCUGCCGUCACAGUCCGUCGAAGUGGGUUGGACAACGCUAAAGGAUGAAUUUCACGGACUACUGCAACGACGGAAAACAGCCAAGGACCACGAUUCACUGUUCGACAAGCUAAAAGAGGCUGUAGUUCACGAAGUCACCGACAGGCACGAGUGGGAAGAUAAGGCUGUCGAGAUGUUACGGUUGAUCCAACUAAAUGCGCUUGAAGAUCGUGUAGUCCAUGACAAGCACCAGUGGGACCAGGCGGUCCGUUUCCUCGAAGCAACACUACAAAGACACCUACAAGAUACGGAUAAGAGAGUCCGCAAUAUGGUGGGUCCUGGGGUUCGAGAGCAGUGGCUAUACUGGAGUAGUCCGACAGAAGACCAGCGCCAGCGCUCUGCAGUCCGCUCCGAGCUUGAGAAGCUGCUCAAUGCAGAGUUCAUGCAGAAACACGGGCCGUCGCUGACGCAAGAAGAACUAACGACGGUCCGAAAAAACCUACAAGCAAAGGAGAUCGACGUGGACUACAAGUUCAUCCGCGACACGUGGGAGCCACUGUACAGGUUACACUUCCUCCGGCGCUCUCUGAGCAGGGCGAACGACUGCCGCAAGGGUUACUUCCUCUACCACCAGGGCCUGGACUCCGAGUUGGAGUGUCACGAUGUUGUACUCUUCUGGAGAGUCCAGAGAAUGAUGCAGACGACAGCGAACGUUCUCCGCCAGCAGGUGAUGAACCGAGAAGCGAGGCGGCUUGAGAAGGGUGUCAAGGAAGUGCUCGACGACUUCUCGCAGGAUUCAGAAAAGAAAGUCGAACUGCUGACGGGUCGAAGAGUGGAACUGGCGGAAGAACUGAAGCGAGUCCGUCACAUACAGGAAAAACUGGAAGAGUUUGUGGCCGCGCUUAAUACAGAGAAAUGAACUUGCGUAACUUAGUGGUCUUCGUUUUUAGCGAGUUUUUCGUUCUUUUCCCGUAAGAUGCACAGUGACCUUCUGCAUCUAAAACAUGCGAAGAAUGAAGCAAUUUUUGUAGAUAAUAGUAAUAAUUCUGUUGUUUACCAACAUGACAUUAGGAAAAUUUGAAAUAUCAUUUCGCGAAAGAAUUAAAAAAAAAAGAAAAACUGUACGAGGCGGGUGCAAAAUAUGAUACUGCAUGAAAGGAACAUGAUGGAAGAAUAAGACAAUAUAAAUAUUCAAUAUGCUUGUAAAUAGUAGGUAUGAUUUCAAAUCGCAUCAAUUAUAGCUUUGUUCUACCUAGUCUGUUUUUCGGCCUUGGUAAUAAAUGUUCUGAAGAGUCAAUCUCCACUAAA